Colletotrichum higginsianum IMI 349063 is the source of this 1062-nucleotide messenger RNA. RefSeq lists its product as uncharacterized. NCBI's taxonomy places the organism in Eukaryota, Fungi, Ascomycota, Sordariomycetes, Glomerellales, Glomerellaceae. The record is from RefSeq and is a predicted model, not a curated record. The transcript has 3 exons. Bases 1 to 1062 code for a protein of 353 amino acids.
AUGCCGUCUGAUGUGGACCAACCAACGGCCUCGUUUGCCCGGUCCGAGCUCCAACAAGCGGCCCCCAAAUCCAGCAUUUCCAGCUCCCUCAAGUCCCUCGUCAGUCGUCACCAACACUCCGACCAACAGGGGUUGCCGUCAAGCCCAGUCACACCAGCCAUCACAGCAUCACACAUCAGUGGGUUGGUAUCACACCACAGGUUCGCAGCAAACCAUACUACACCACAUCACACCACACCACACUACAAGCGCCCUUUCCCCCUUUCCCUUGCACAAACAUGCAGCACCACGCUCGUCCAUUCAGUGGCCGCUUGCAGUUUACGGCGCGUUUCUUCUCUCACCACCGACAUAGACCCCUUCGAGAAGGGCGGGAUGGCUGCUCACCUCAUGCAGGCCAGCACGUUAACACCGGCCGCCGACCAGCUCAACUACAACCCAACCAAGGAUAGGCACCUACACAUCGUUAUGCCUGGCGCGCUUGCGCUGCCCAUCAUCAUUACAACAUUCGGCCCGGAAACUCUAAAAAGUCUCAUGCAGGCAGCCAGCGGCUUCAUCGGACAUGUUCGCGACCGACUAACCCCGCCGACACCGAGAACCAUCAAUCACUUCGUCCGAAUGCUCUUCGGUGGAAGAAACUAUCCUGCUUCGAAUCAUUUCACCUACGAACGCUCAGCCUCCUUGUUCGACUCUCGAGAGCCUCGCCCGCCCUCUCGAGCUUCAGGUCAGUCGCGCACCGAGAUUGAGAGACUUUCUGAAACAGCUCUGCUGGUCCGCCCGUGCCGCCCUUCGCUCUCCAAGAUCUGCCUCCCUGGUCAAGGACACCCAGCCGGUGCCGCUGCCAAGGGUCCCGGCACCUGGCACUUCCAUGGGUAUCUCCACACUCGAAAUGACCUACGCUUCGCUUCCUCCGCCCACCAGCCUUACCUACCCCGCCACCCAUGUAAGAACGCGCAGAACCUCAGAGGCAAAAUCUACGGCCUACGGGCAAUUUCCAAGGGAAAAUACCCGGAUGCGACUUUGAGCGAAAACACUGCAGGCAGCCAACGACGUUCGAUGUUGUGA